This is a messenger RNA of Cuscuta europaea, 3433 nucleotides long. NCBI's taxonomy places the organism in Eukaryota, Viridiplantae, Streptophyta, Magnoliopsida, Solanales, Convolvulaceae. The record is from the annotation of a GenBank genome assembly.
AUGCAAAUCCCGUUUCACACAUAUCCGCGCCUUCAUAUCCUGCAUGGCACACACAGAGAAAGCUCAUCUUCUUCCAUCAAUUCUCUCUUUAUAUCUUGUAUCUAGAGAUUUCUGAAACCCUGCUUCUAUCCACCUCUUUUCUUUUCGCGCUUCUACUAGACUUAUGUAAAUGGACUGGGUUUGUAGAAAUAUCGCUUGGAGAUCCCAAUUCUGCCUCGCAAAUGUCGGUGUUGGAGAUGGAAUCGAUUGAAGACUAUCGCAUUCUUAUUACAAUUUUGAAUCAGCCACACAGCAAAGAGAUGCCAGGCGUCCAGUAUGAUAAUGAUUCUAUUGUACCACCCGCAACUAGAUUGGAGAGGCUUUUGAGAUCAAGGGAGUUAAGAAAAUAUGGCAGGUCUCAUCAUUCAAAUGAAGGUGGAGUAAGAGAUUGUUGUGGUGUACAUGAUGGUGAUGAGAAAAGAUCAAUAGAGGAUAGUUUUCUUGAAGGAAUUUCUGAAGCGACUAAAUUACCUUGUGAUGGAUAUGAAAGGAUAGAUGCGCACGCGAAGAAACAACGAUUAUUGGUGGUGGCAAAUCGCUUACCGGUAGCCGCUACAAGAAAGGGAGAGGACUCAUGGGCUCUUGAAGUCAAUGUAGGAGGACUAGUCAGUGCACUCUUAGGUGUUGCUGAGUUUGAAGCAAGAUGGAUUGGGUGGGCUGGUGUGAAUGUACCUGAUGAAAUUGGACAGAGAUCACUUUCCAAAGAAUUAGCUAAAAUGAGAUGUAUCCCUGUUUUCCUGGAUGAGGACACUGUCAAUCAGUAUUAUAAUGGUUAUUGUAACAACAUAUUAUGGCCUCUUUUCCAUUAUCUUGGACUUCCUCAUGAGGACCGCCUAGCGACCACCCGAAGCUUCCAGUCUCAGUUUGCUGCAUAUACGAAGGCUAACCAGAUGUUUGCUGAUGUUGUAAAUGAGCAUUAUAAGGAGGGAGAUAUUGUGUGGUGCCAUGACUACCACUUAAUGUUUCUUCCCAAAUGUUUGAAAGAGCAUAACAUAGACAUGAAGGUUGGUUGGUUUCUUCACACGCCAUUCUCUUCCUCUGAAAUUUACAGGACGCUGCCUUCUAGAUCAGAGCUUCUGAGAGCUGUUCUUUUUGCUGAUUUGGUUGGCUUUCACACUUACGAUUAUGCAAGACAUUUCGUCAGUGCUUGCACUCGCAUUCUUGGACUGGAAGGAACACCUGAAGGGGUUGAGGAUCAAGGAAAGCUUACUCGUGUGGCUGCGUUUCCUAUUGGAAUAGAUGCCAGUCGUUUCAUUCGUGCACUUGAGCUUGCUCCAGUGCAGUAUCACAUGAAGGAGUUGCUAGAAAGAUUUGCUGGACAGAAGGUUAUGUUAGGGGUAGAUCGUCUUGAUAUGAUUAAGGGUAUUCCUGAAAAAGUCUUAGCUUUUGAAAAGUUUCUCGAAGAGAAUCCAGACUGGCGGGAUAAGGUAGUUCUGCUGCAAGUUGCAGUGCCAACAAGGACUGAUGUUCCCGAGUAUCAAAAACUGACAUGUCAGGUUCAUGAAAUUGUUGGACGCAUUAAUGGAAGAUUUGGAAAACUUACAAAUGUUCCAAUUCACCAUUUGGACUACACUCUGGACUUUCACUCGCUGUGUGCCCUGUAUGCAGUAAGUGAUGUGGCAUUGGUAACAUCUUUGAGAGAUGGGAUGAAUCUUGUAAGUUAUGAGUUUGUGGCCUGCCAAUCCUCAAAGAAAGGGGUUCUCAUUCUAAGUGAGUUUGCAGGUGCAGCACAGUCACUUGGUGCUGGGGCAAUUCUGGUUAAUCCAUGGAACAUUACAGAAGUUGCUGCUUCCAUUGCUUAUGCUCUAACAAUGCCUGCCCAUGAACGAGAAAAACGUCAUCACCUUAAUUUUAUGCACGUCACAACUCAUACAUCCCAAGAGUGGGCUGCAACUUUUGUUAGUGAACUGGACGAUACCAUUGUUGAAGCUAAGCUGAGGACCAGCCAAAUUCCUCCUGUGCUUCCUACAAAUGCUGCUAUAGAACGUUAUGUGCAGGCAAAUAAGCGACUGAUAAUACUGGGAUUCAAUGCAGCUUUAACUGAACCACUGGAUGCUCAAGGAAGGAGAACUGAUCAGUUAAAAGAUAUGGAGCCCAAGUUGCAUCCAGAUGUGAAGGAACCAUUAAAAAGGUUAUGUGAUGAUCCAAACACCACGGUUGUUGUGCUUAGUGGAAGUGACAGAAACGUUCUUGAUGAGAACUUUGGUGAGUAUAAUAUGUGGCUGGCAGCAGAACAUGGGAUGUUUUUGCGUCAAACUAAGAGUAUCUGGAUGACAACAAUGCCAGAGAAUUUUCACAUGGAUUGGGUUGACAGUGUGAAGCAUGUAUUUGAGUAUUUCACUGAGAGGACGCCUCGCUCCCAUUUUGAGAUUCGUGAGACAUCACUUGUGUGGAACUAUAAAUAUGCUGAUGUUGAGUUUGGAAGGCUUCAAGCAAAAGACUUGUUGCAGCAUCUGUGUACUGGCCCGAUCUCAAAGGCUUCAGUAGAUGUUAUUCAAGGUAGCCGAUCUGUUGAGGUCCGCGCAACCGGGGUUUCCAAGGGUGCUGCAAUUGAUCGUAUUUUGGGUGAAAUAGUGCAUAGCAGCAAUGCCAAAACGCCCAUUGAUUAUGUUUUAUGUAUUGGACACUUUCUUCCAAAGGAUGAGGACAUCUAUACAUUUUUUGAGCCGGAUCUUCCAGUCGGACCAUCAGCAAGGGCCAAAGCACCAAACCAUAUGAACAAAAUCAUGUCAAAAAAUUCUUCAGGUAAAGUUGGGGUUACUAAGGACUCAACAUUGAAUAGAACUCAGGAGAACAUUGAUGGAAAUGGAAAUUGGUGGUCUAUGAUGCGCGAGAAAAUGAUGGUGAACGAAGGGUCAUCGGUUCUUGAUCUGAAGGGUGAAAAUUACUUCUCUUGUGCAGUAGGACGGAAGCGCUCUAGUGCCAGAUAUCUUCUAGGCUCCUCUGCUGAUGUUAUUUCUUUACUAAAGGACCUUUCAGAUUGCUCGUCUUUACUGGCAUUGACCUAACACCAUCAUAGUGGGAAGCUCUAUAAUAUAAUAUGUACUAUAACUAUAAUUUGGAAGCAGCAUUGAUAUGCCCUGCCUGUACCACAGAAUUAGAUAGAGGCAAGUUCAUGCGCUCAGGGGUCAAUGGCGAGUAGAAGUUAAUGAAACAGGGACGGUAAUGCUCUACUUAUCUGCUAUAUGGUUCAGAGAAGGAAAUUAUUGGGCUUGGCUGUUGAGCUUGUGUACCAUCACCACUUGUACAUUAUUGUUAAAAAUGGACAAACUCAGUCCGCAGGCCUGUUUACUUUUACAAACAAUAUGCAAAAACAUUCGCAGAGGGCAGUCUAGUCAUUUUCCUAAGUUUUACUUGAAUGAUUUGCUAAAUGGCUGUUUUUUUUUAGUAGGCG